AUGAAACAACUCAUGAAAGCCAAAUUUCUACCAGUAACAUUUAAACAAGAUGCUUAUCUAGAUUAUCAUAAUUUAAAACAAGGGUCCUUAUCAGUUACAGAACUCAUUGAAGAGUUUGAACGCAUGCGUUUGCGUUGUCAAGCGGAGGAAGCCGAUGAACAGGUUAUUGCUCGGUUUUUGGGAGUCUUACGCCCGGAGAUAUCUGACACCGUAUCCUUAAUGCAAUACUAUUCCUUUAAUGAUGUCUGCCGCCUUGCACUCCGGGUCGAACAGCAACUCGCUCGGAAAAGUAAACAACCCACCCGGUUUGUUCCACCUACCCGCACCCAAACGACACCAACCCGCGCCACUCCAACAAACCCGAACCCACCUACGACAAUACCGGUGGCCACUCAAUCAUCCGCUCCCCUCCGGUGCUUUAAGUGCCAAGGUAUAGGUCACUUGAAGCGUGAUUGCCCCAAUAAGCAACUUGUAGCUUUUGUUGAUGAAACCGACCCAACAUACGAUACUGACAAGGAAGAAGAUACAACCGAAAUCGUUUACCCCGAUCGCGGCGAGGCCCUCAUCUCACGCCGGGUUUUGAGCAUCCCUGUAAGCGACACCGAUGACGACACUAAGUGGCUUCGACACAACAUUUUUCGGACAAAGUGUACAGCUAAGGGACGAGUUUGCAUGGUCAUAAUUGACGGCGGAAGCUGCGAGAACAUAGUGGCCCAUACAAUGGUUGAAAAACUGGGACUCCAAACCCAGGAGCACCCGAAUCCGUACCAAAUCACGUGGUUAAAAAAGGGGAACCUAGUUAAAGUUACUCAACGAUGUUUGGUGCAGUUUUCAAUCGGUAAUAAAUACACAGAUGAGAUUUGGUGUGAAGUGGUUCCAAUGGAUGCAUGUCAUCUUCUAUUGGGGCGUCCAUGGUUGUAUGAUAGAAGAGCCAAACAUGACGGGUUCAGAAACACCUACAUGUUCAAGAAAGACGGGUUACACAUCACAUUAGCACCCCUUAACCCGCGCGACGAGAAGCCGGAGGUCCCCACCAUAAACAAGUCAGAAUUUGUUGGUCUUGCUCGCACCGUUGCUGCCCCAGUUUUCAGUCUCGUCAUUAUCGAGAAAAAUCCGGUGUCGCCUACCCCACCAAGCGAGGUACUACCCUUACUUCAUGAGUUUUCUGAUAUUUUUCUCGAUGAUAUUCCAGCAGGUCUCCCCCUUAUGCGGGAAAUACAACAUUGUAUUGACUUUGUUCCCGGCGCGAGCAUUCCGAAUAAGCCGGCUUACCGAAUGAACCCUAAAGAAUUUUCUGAGUUACAACGGCAAGUGACGGAGUUACUUGAGAAAGGCCUAAUCAGAGAAAGCAUGAGUCCUUGCGCGGUUCCGGCUUUAUUAGUGCCCAAACCAAAUGGCACGUUUCGUAUGUGCAUCGAUAGUCGUGCUGUGAAUAAAAUGACAAUUAAAUACCGCUUCCCGAUCCCUCGUUUCGACGACUUACUUGAUCAUUUGCACGGUGCUACAGUUUUCACCAAACUUGAUCUUUGUAGUGGAUAUCACCAGAUACGUAUGCGAGCCGGAGAUGAGUGGAAAACUGCUUUCAAAACUCGGGAUGGGCUAUAUGAAUGGAUGGUCAUGCCUUUCGGCCUAUCUAAUGCACCCAGUACAUUCAUGCGUUUGAUGAACCAUAUCUUCCGGUCGUUUAUUGGCAAGUGUGUGGUCGUAUACUUUGACGACAUCUUGGUAUUUAGCAAGGAUGUGGCACAACACCUUGUACACCUUCGAGAUAUUUUUAUGGUCUUACGAGAACAGAAACUAUAUGCUAACAAGAAGAAGUGUCAUUUCUUAGCCUCGGAAGUUCUGUUUUUGGGUUAUUUGGUCUCUGGGUCCGGUAUUCGAAUGGAUCACUCGAAAAUUGAAGCAAUUACAUGGUUCAUCCGCAAUUUUAGCACCAUCGUCGCACCCUUAACGGAUUGUUUAAAAAGCUCUCAGUUCGUAUGGACACCCGCAGCUGAAAUCGCAUUCUCGAAACUCAAAACAGUGGUCACUGGAGCACCUGUCUUGGCACUUCCAAAUUUCGAACAGGUAUUCCAAGUAGAGUGUGAUGCCUCGGGGUUGGGCAUUGGGGGCGUCCUUAGCCAACUCAACCGACCAAUUGCCUUCUUCAGCGAAAAAUUCAAUGAGACCCGACAACGGUACAGCACCUACGAUAAAGAAUUCUAUUUGAUCGUCAGAAGUUUAGAGUAUUGGAGGCACUAUUUAUUACCGAAUGAAUUUAUUUUAUACUCCGAUCACCAAGCUUUGAAAUUUAUACAGGGGCAAGCAAAACUAAACCCACGGCAUGCCAAGUGGGUCGAACUCCUACAAGAUUUUAAUUUUGUUAUUCGACACAAGGCGGGCGCGUCAAAUACGGUGGCAGAUGCAUUAAGCCGCCGUCCAGCCCUCUUCAUCUCCUCCACAGUUCAUGUUGCAGGUUUCGAGUCCGUGCAGCCUCUUUAUCAAGACGACCCCGAUUUCAAGUUAGUGUGGGACAAGUGCUCGGCGGCACCGUUUCGCGAUUUUGUACGGCGGGACGGGUUUUUGUUCAAAGGUAAUCGUCUGUGUAUUCCAUUGUCUUCUUUACGAGAGGCGGUUAUUCUCGAGUGCCACCAAGGCGCAUUGGCAGGUCAUUUUGGUCGAGACAAGAUGUAA
Molecule: messenger RNA, 2673 nt
Organism: Helianthus annuus (common sunflower)
Lineage: Eukaryota; Viridiplantae; Streptophyta; Magnoliopsida; Asterales; Asteraceae
Product: transposon Ty3-I Gag-Pol polyprotein
Exons: 2
Coding region: 1-2673 (890 amino acids)
Molecular function (GO): nucleic acid binding; zinc ion binding
Source: RefSeq, a predicted model, not a curated record